This is a messenger RNA of Castor canadensis (American beaver), 3609 nucleotides long. It is a transcript of the gene Gba2, whose product is annotated as glucosylceramidase beta 2. The record is from RefSeq and is a predicted model, not a curated record. Gene Ontology annotation, cellular component: membrane. Lineage: Eukaryota; Metazoa; Chordata; Mammalia; Rodentia; Castoridae. Gene Ontology annotation, molecular function: glucosylceramidase activity; beta-glucosidase activity. Gene Ontology annotation, biological process: carbohydrate metabolic process; central nervous system development; glucosylceramide catabolic process.
GGCUGGACCGGAAGAGGGUCGGGUCUUCCCGGGGCUGUGGGUCACCUUCCCACGGGCUGGCGCCUGGGCGUGGGCGCUGCCCCGGGAUCCCGGCCGGCGGGACCCGGCGCCCAGCGCUGGAUGGGGGCCUGGUGCCGCAGCCCAGGGGCGGGGCCGAGGUCGGCGCGCGCUCCCGGGCUGGCCCGGGGGCGGGGCCUUGCGGGCCGGGGGCGGGGCCUUGAGGGCAGGUUCCGGGACUCCUCCCCUCUCCGCCGGGACAGUCGGCCUUCGGCCAGGCGAACUAGUCACCUCGGCCCAAUGACGAAGGGGCCCGACCCUUCCCGCCCAGGAUCUAGACACACGACGAUAGAGGAGCCUGAGGCGGCUCUAUUGCUGUCGCCGCCUCCGCUGCAGCAAGAGCUCCCUGGUUGUACCGAGACACCAGCUCAUCUCAGUUUUCCCCAGCACCGGGCCCGCCGGGACGGCACCUAAGUAUAACCGGCACCCGCAGUUGGACUUGGCUGGCGAGAUACUUUGUGUCAGAGGGCUUGGGACCCGGGGCCAUCGAGGUCGUGGGGACCCAGGAUCCAGGGAACAUGGGAACUGGAGUCCCAGCUUCGGAUCAGAUCAACUGUGCCAGAGGGGAGCCACAGGUUUAUUGUCCUGAAGAUACUGCAGACACUGAUGUUGUGCAGGAUACAGACUGCGAGUGCCCUGUGGACCGUCGACUCCAAAAUGAGCCAGGCUACUGUCAUCCAGGGGACUCUGAGCAGCUGAUGGCUUCCUAUGAGGGUAAAGCUAGGGGCUACCAGGUGCCUCCCUUUGGCUGGCGCAUCUGCCUGGCUCACGAGUUUGCAGAGAAGAGGAAACCCUUUCAAGCUAACAAUGUCUCCCUAAGCAACGUGAUAAAGCAUUUCGGCAUGGGCUUGAGGUACUUGAAGUGGUGGUACCGGAAGACCCAAGUGGAAAAGAAGAGACCUUUCAUCGACAUGAUCAAUUGCACACCCCUGAGACAGAUCUACGGUUGUCCCUUGGGUGGCAUUGGUGGAGGCACUAUUACCCGCGGCUGGAGAGGCCAGUUCUGUCGCUGGCAGCUUAACCCUGGGAUAUACCAGCACCAGACUGUCAUCGCGGACCAAUUCACAGUGUGCUUGCGUCGGGAAGGGCGGACUGUGUACCAGCAAGUUCUGUCCUUGGAGCGCCCAAGUGUCCUACGCAGCUGGAACUGGGGCCUGUGUGGGUACUUUGCUUUCUACCACGCCCUCUAUCCCCGAGCUUGGACUGUCUAUCAGCUUCCUGGGCAGAAUGUUACCCUCACCUGUCGUCAGAUCACACCUAUCUUGCCCCAUGACUACCAGGACAGCAGCCUGCCUGUAGGAGUCUUUGUGUGGGAUGUGGAAAAUGAAGGGGAUGAAGCUCUGGAUGUGUCUAUCAUGUUCUCCAUGCGGAAUGGACUUGGGGGUGGAGACGAUGCCCCAGGUGGUUUGUGGAAUGAACCCUUCUGUCUGGAGCGGGACGGGGAGACUAUACAGGGGCUACUGCUGCAUCAUCCAACCCUUCCAAAUCCCUACACCAUGGCUGUGGCUGCACGACUCACGGCAGAUACCACGGUAACCCACAUCACAGCCUUUGACCCUGACAGCACUGGGCAGCAGGUGUGGCAGGACCUACUUCAGGAUGGACAGCUGGACUCCCCCGCUGGCCAAAGCACCCCUUCACAGAAAGGAGUAGGCAUUGCUGGGGCUGUAUGUGCUUCCAGCAGGCUGCCACCUCGAGGCCGGUGCUGCCUGGAGUUUUCACUGGCUUGGGACAUGCCCAGGAUCAUGUUUGGAGCUAAGGGCCAAGUCCACCACAGGCGGUAUACAAGAUUCUUUGGCGCAGAUGGUAAUGCAGCGCCUGCCCUUAGCCACUAUGCACUGUGUCAAUAUGCAGACUGGGAAGACCAGAUCUCAGCUUGGCAGAGCCCAGUAUUGGACGACAGAUCCUUGCCUGCCUGGUACAAAUCUGCACUGUUCAAUGAAUUAUACUUCCUGGCCGAUGGAGGCACAGUGUGGCUGGAAGUUCCCGAGGACUCCCUUCCAGAAGAGCUGGAAGGGAGCAUGCAUCAGCUCCACCCCAUCCUGCGGGACUAUGGUCGAUUUGGCUACCUUGAGGGCCAGGAGUAUCGCAUGUACAACACAUAUGAUGUCCACUUUUAUGCUUCUUUUGCCCUCAUAAUGCUCUGGCCCAAACUCGAGCUCAGCCUACAGUAUGACAUGGCUCUGGCAACUCUCAGGGAGGACCUGACACGGCGACGGUACCUGAUGAGUGGGGUUGUAGCACCUGUGAAAAGGAGGAAUGUCAUCCCCCAUGAUAUUGGAGACCCAGAUGAUGAACCAUGGCUCCGGGUCAAUGCAUAUUUGAUCCAUGAUACUGCUGACUGGAAGGACCUGAACCUGAAGUUUGUGCUGCAGGUUUAUCGGGACUAUUAUCUGACGGGUGACCAUGGCUUCCUGAAAGACAUGUGGCCUGUGUGUCUGACUGUGAUGGAGUCUGAAAUGAAGUUUGACAAGGACCAUGAUGGACUCAUUGAGAAUGGAGGCUAUGCAGACCAGACCUAUGAUGGAUGGGUCACUACUGGCCCCAGUGCUUACUGUGGAGGGCUAUGGCUGGCAGCUGUGGCUGUGAUGGUUCAGAUGGCUGUUCUGUGUGGAGCACAGGAUGUCCAGGAAAAGUUUUCUUCUAUCCUUAGUCGGGGCCAAGAAGCCUAUGAGAGACUGCUGUGGAAUGGCCGCUAUUACAACUAUGAUAGCAGCUCUCAGCCUCAGUCUCGUAGCAUCAUGUCUGACCAAUGUGCUGGACAGUGGUUCCUGAGGGCCUGUGGCCUAGGAGAAGGAGACACUGAGGUAUUUCCUAUCCCACAUGUAGUUCGUGCUCUCCAAACCAUCUUUGAGCUCAACGUCCAGGCCUUUGCAGGAGGGGUCAUGGGGGCUGUGAAUGGGAUGCAGCCUCAUGGCGUUCCUGACAGAUCCAGCGUGCAAUCUGAUGAAGUUUGGGUGGGUGUGGUCUACGGCCUGGCAGCCACCAUGAUCCAAGAGGGUCUGACUUGGGAGGGCUUCCAGACAGCUGAAGGCUGCUACCGCACUGUAUGGGAGCGCCUGGGCCUGGCAUUCCAGACCCCUGAGGCAUAUUGCCAGCAACAGGUGUUUCGCUCAUUAGCCUACAUGCGGCCACUGAGCAUCUGGGCCAUGCAGCUGGCCCUGCAACAGCAGCAGCAUAAGAAGGCUGGCGGACCAACACAGGAACAGGGCACAGGGCCAAAAUGUGGACCAAAGGAAGCCUUGGCAAACCUAAGGCUGGAGUGAACCAUCUGAACUGUGGAAGCCUAGCCUCCAGCCUAGUCUUUUCCCUUACCCCCAAAACUCCUGCAGCCCUGAGCCACCAGGACAAUCAUGCCCUUUCCUUUUUCCCCACCCACCCAAUUGUGCCAGUAAAGAGGGACUGAGGGUGAUCCAGGCAUCAGAAUCACUUAUUUAUUUCUUUCCCUACCCCUUCCUUCACUGCAUGAAAUACUCAAGGACAUUUGAUUUCUACAGGUCCAUUCAUGGGGCAGUAGACACAUGAGUAUAAAUAAAAGACCCACAAAGCCAA